Messenger RNA from Cannabis sativa, 1775 nucleotides. RefSeq lists its product as uncharacterized. NCBI's taxonomy places the organism in Eukaryota, Viridiplantae, Streptophyta, Magnoliopsida, Rosales, Cannabaceae. Bases 1093 to 1551 code for a protein of 152 amino acids. The transcript is spliced from 2 exons. The record is from RefSeq and is a predicted model, not a curated record.
UUGGCGGCUAAACCCCCCAAACUUUUGGGUUUGUGACAGUUAACCACCAAAACUCAAAUUUUGGCGGCUAAACUACCUGAACUCCACUUCCGUUUUGGUCCGCACUAUUCCGUCACUUUGGCUCCGUUUAAAGGUAAAAAUGGCUUACGUGGCACGAUCCUUGUCAGCAACUCAUGCCACAUUGGCAUUAAAUCAUGCCACCUUCCUAAAAUAAAGCAAUAUGACAUAAGAAAUUUAAAACUUAAUUAAAAAAUUAAAUUAAAAGAAUAAAUUUAAUUAAAACAGAACUAUACCCAGAAAAAAAAAAAACAAAAUUAAAAACCCAGAACAAAAUUUAAAUAAAAGAAAACUAAAAAAUAAAAGGGAAAUAAAAUCAAAACAAAAUUAAAAGUGGACAGAACCACACUUACACUUAACCCCUUGUCCAUUCGAACCCCUAACACAAAAAACCUCACCAUCUCUUCCACCAUUGUCGUCUGCAACAGUGGAAACCCACACCCAGCCCCGAAGUAAGAAAACCCAGCCCCGAAGUAAGAAAACCCACCCCAUUCAGGCGACGGUGUAAGGAGGCGAAACAGCAACAAUGACAUACCGUAGGCGCGGUUCGCACGAUCCCCCACCUGUGAAUGAAGAGGGUGAAUUCACAGUGAAGCUUAUACAUGGGGGUUUAUGGUUUUCCCCAUUUGGAAAUAGAAGAUAUGAGGGAGGGUGUUGGGAGUACUUUGAUCACUGUAAAAUUGAAGGUUUUACUAGACAUGAUUUGGAGGACAUGGCAAGAAGCCUUGAAUAUAGGUUUCCUUUUGGUUUCCUGUACAAGCCCCAUGGGAAGCAUUUAAACAUGGGUUUCAUGGUUGUAAACAAUGCUUCAAUUCAGCUCAUGUUGGAGGAUUUGACAGGUACAAUUUUAAACUUUUUUGUUUGUACAUAUGUUAGUUGUUUGAUGUCAUAGGUUUUAUUGUUGUCAAAGUUGAUGAGUUAUGGUUGUUGUUGUUCUUUUUGGCAGCUAGAAAUAAUGCAGAGGCUAAUGUGUAUCUGGUGCUACCAGAUCCACAGUUAGCAGUGGAAUGGGAGGAGGAUGCUGAAGCUAUUAAGAUGCAGGAACCACAACAGUCUUCAAAAGUGGAGAAAUGUAAAAUUGAGGAGCUGCCUGAAGGGUGUACUGUUGUUGCUGAUGUUGUUGUGAAUCCCCCAGGGCAUGUCAAUGUAGAUGACAAAUUUUACAAUUUCUUUGUCCACUGGGGUGAGUUUUUGGCAGCAGUUGCAACAGAGGAGGUGAUUUCAGAAGAAUUGCAAGAAGCAAUUGAGAUUAGUUCGUCAUCUGAUGAUUCAAAUGAGGUGGCCUCAAAUGAAGUGGACUCAAUUGAGGUGGACUCAAAUGAGGUUGAAGAGGACUUUGAUUAUUUCAAUCCUCCAGAGAUGGAGGAUUAUAUGGCCUGGGUAGAGGACUUGUCAGAAGGUGAAGGCAGUGAUAGCCAUCAAGCAUCUGAUCUCACCAAGGAACAGGUAACUUUGAUUGAGUUACAAUUUUCACUUAGUAUUUCUGAGUUUUGAAUUAGAUAUGUAAUGUGUUAGUGAUAUUGAUUGUUGUGAACAUGACAGGAACCUCCAAAGGAAUCUGAUGCUCAUGCAGAGCCAGAUGCUCCUAAUUCCCCUGAGGUUGUGCUCACUGGAUUCAAUGAAGUUGCAGAGCCAGAUGCACCUAAUUCCCCUGAGGUUGUGGUCACUGGAGUUAAUGAAGUUGCAGAAGAAACUCCAAGGUCUAAGAGAUUGAGACU